This is a messenger RNA of Aphanomyces invadans, 1056 nucleotides long. RefSeq lists its product as hypothetical. The transcript has 2 exons. Lineage: Eukaryota; Oomycota; Saprolegniomycetes; Saprolegniales; Verrucalvaceae. Bases 352 to 1041 code for a protein of 229 amino acids. Gene Ontology annotation, biological process: L-threonine catabolic process. Gene Ontology annotation, molecular function: threonine deaminase activity. The record is from RefSeq and is a predicted model, not a curated record.
GCCCGAUCUGCGACGACGCCACGUCCGCCACCCGUUGCUGUGCCAAACUUGUCACGAUGGCGCGCGGAUGCCGCUGAGGCCCGCACCUGCCUGGGAUGCCUCGAGGUUGGGUAGUUGAGUCAAUAUCCGACGUGACAUCCGCUGAAGAAGUCGACAACCCACGGCAGACGAUGGCCCCGUCUUCCUCCGUACGUUUGUGUCUGUGUGAAUUUUUUGCUGCAUGGCGUGAGUCGAACGACGGCACAUGGAGGCAACCGAGGAGGGAGCUCUCGAUAAAGGCACGAUGACGGCGCGCCGUUCAUCUCUCCAGCCGGCGUCGUCAUCUGCAAGUGCACAAGAUUCGAGUACGCCAUGAAGUGGUGUUUGAAGAAGGCAUCACGUUUCUCUCUGGGCAACCCCCCCACAAAACUUCGUGUACACCUGUCACAGGAACGACUGCGGCACGUGUCGGAACGUGCCGAACUUGGGGAAGCCCGCGAGGCGAUCUUGGCCGUGACCAUUCCAGAAGUGCCCGGGAGCCUCAAGCGGUUUUGCCACGACUUUCUCGAGCACCGCGCGAUUACCGAGUUCAACUACAGGUACAGCGACGCGACGAGAGCGCACAUUUUCGUGGGGUUGCAAACCACAAGCCGCAGCGACGUGCAUGGCCUUGUGGACACACUCAACGCCGCAUCGUUUGCCACCAUCGACUUGACCGACAAUGAGCUCGCCAAGGAGCACGUGCGACACAUGGUUGGCGGCCCCGCGCCGCGCUCGGCCACGUCGGUCCGCGAGAAGCUGUACCGAUUUGUCUUUCCGGAACGCCCGGGGUCCCUCACCUACUUUCUCGACAGCAUGGGUGACCACAACUGGAACAUUAGUUUAUUCCACUACCGCAACCACGGCGCCGACUACGGCCGGGUCCUUGUCGGGAUGCAAGUUGCGCCGGCAGACGACGACGCGUUCGACGAGUUCCUCGACGGCGUCGGCUACGACUGGUUCGACGAGCAAGACAAUCCAGUGUACAAGCUGUUUUUGGACUCGCGCCACGAAACACUGUAAUCGUUUUCAACGUAU